This is a messenger RNA of Gymnodraco acuticeps, 2187 nucleotides long. RefSeq names its product acyl-coenzyme A thioesterase 11-like. Gene Ontology annotation, molecular function: thiolester hydrolase activity; lipid binding. The record is from RefSeq and is a predicted model, not a curated record. Gene Ontology annotation, cellular component: extracellular exosome. Lineage: Eukaryota; Metazoa; Chordata; Actinopteri; Perciformes; Bathydraconidae.
CUGAAAGGCAUGCUGGGUGUCCCUGCAUCACUGCAUCCAUGGACGACAUCCACUUUGAACAUACCAUCAGUGUGGGUCAGGUGGUGAACAUCAAGGCGAAGGUCAACAGAGCCUUCAACACCAGCAUGGAGGUGGACGUGCAGGUCAGCUGUGAGGAUCUGUUCUCUGAUCGGCACUGGAGGGUCUGUCACGCCUUCGCCACCUUUGUUACCCAGCGCUCAAACACAGGGAAAAAGGUGAUCCUGAAGCCCGUGGUGCCUCACACUGAGAAGGAGCAGGUGGAGUACAGUGUGGCGGCUGAGAGACGCAGGGUCAGGAUGCUACACGAUGACAUCAUCAAAGAUCUGCUCUCCCACGGGUCUGUCCUCCCCCCCGUCCGUCGGUCCUGCGGUGGCCGCAGCGCAGCACCCCCGUGGCGAGUGUUGCAGCUGGUCCUACCCCCCCAUGCUAACCAUCAGGUGAAUACAUUUGGAGGACAGAUCAUGGCCUGGAUGGUGAAUGUAGCUACAAUUGCUGCCAGCCGUCUGUGUCAGGCUCACCCGACUCUGCGCACCAUCGACAUGUUCACCUUCAGAGGACCCUCUCAGGUGGGAGACAGGCUGCUCCUGAGGGCCAUCGUCAACAACGCCUUCAAAAACAGCAUGGAGGUGGGGGUGCGAGCAGAAGCCUACCAUGAGGCGGGGCCCAACCGACACAUUAACUCUGCCUUCAUGACCUUCGAGGUGCUCGACGACCACAGGAAGCUCUGUACGUUACCACGGAUACGACCCGAACCCCUGGAAGGGGAGAGGAGGUUUCAAGAGGCCAUAGCCAGGAAGAAGAUCAGACUGGACAGAAAGUACAUCAUUUCCCAGAAGCAGGGCGAGGUCCCUCUGUCUGUGCCCUGGGACCCCAGAAACCAGGUGUAUCUGAGCUAUAACAAUGUUUCCGCUCUGAAGAUGUUGGCUGCUAGAAAAAACUGGCGCCUCAGCUCUGAGAAAGACAAGGUCCGUCUGUUCACCCUGGAGCAUAAGUCCAUGCUGAGUUUCAGGGUGGAGUCAGAGGUGGAUGUUCCUGCUCACAGAGCCUUCAGGCUGCUGGCAGAGCUCAGCGACCGGCCCAGCUGGGACCCACAUUAUCAGAAUUGUGAGCUGAUAUACCGGGUGGAUGAUGAUGACUUCCUGUAUCGAGUGGUGACCCCCUCAGUGCGUCAGGGGGGGGUGGGUUCCCCGACUUCAGCCCAACCAGAAGGGAUUCAAGACUUCAUCUUGUUGGCUUCCAAGAGGAAGCCGUGUGGCAGCGGAGACCCAUACGUCAUCGCACUGCGCUCAGUGUCCCUGCCCACUCACCCCCCCACUGAAGGAUAUAACAGAGGAGAGGUUCUGUGUGCUGGCUUUACCAUCCUGGAGAUUAAAGACAACAUGUCCCUGGUCAGUUACUAUAACCAGGCGUCUCCAGAGGUUAUUCCCUACAUAUCCACGGACAUUGCCGGCCUCUCCUCCACUUUCUACCACACCUUCUCUUCCUGCAGCCAGUACCUCGCCAAAAACAGACUGCUGUCGGCCUCUGAGGAGCCAACUGACCCAGACCAGACCACAAACACAGACAGUCCCACCUGGGAUGCUGCUGCAGACGGUCUGUCAGCGCCCCCCCACAGCACCAAGCUGUAGAGUCAGGGUUAUUUCCAGGCCAGUUCACAUCACGUGUACAGUGUUGGGUGAGGUUAAGAUGCUGCUUUACAACAUGGUACUAUUAACACGGCAUUAAGUGGUCACAGUGAUCAAAAGGUGAUAUUUAGAUUCAAUCUAAAUAUCACAAAAAAGUGAGCCGAGAAAAAAUAAUGCUCUAAUAUUCAACCAGACUCUGAUAUAAAACACAGACCUAAUUUCAAAAUAAAGACUCAUUCAAUAUGAAUGAUUGUGCCUUCACACAAUUGAAACAUUGGAGUCUGUGUCUAGCUAUUGUCAGAUAAAAAUACGUUUUGUCUGUGAAUCUACGGUUCAUAUUUUUGUAAAACUAACCAACUGCAGGCUUUUUAUGAGAUGCGGGUAAUUUUUUUAAAGAAACACUAAAUGUAGCAGUUAAUGGUGAGAGAAAUAUCAACACAUUCUGACUGCAAUGAGCAGAAGUACUUCUGUCUUUUUUAUAAUAAAUUGAUGUUUUAUUUUUAUUUUUUAAAGACAUUGUAAUAAAAUGAUUUCAACUGUG